CCAGGUAACGAACGCGACUCGCUCCCUGCUUCCGGAAUCUUUCGCGCCACCGGGAUGGACUUUCGAAGAACGCUCCUCGUGGCGGUUCUGUGCGCCGCGGCCUUCGCCGAGGAAACCUCGAGGAAGAGGCCGCCCGGGCAGGAGGACGAACCUCCGGAGGGCUACUACGCCUUCGUCGAGUCGCCCAACGCGGAGCCGCCGAGGGUCAGGCCGCCUCCGUACGUCGACUCCGACAAGGAGUGUCACGAUACCGGCAAACAGGGGAAAGGCUUCGUCUCCGUGUACAACGUUUGCGGAGACUUGAACAAGGGGUACGUCCCCCGAAACCCGAUGAAACGGAACGUCGAUGGAUCCUCGUAUCCGUUCGAGCUGAUACGCAACCACACGUUGAAGUUCUUGAGCAAGGCGUUGCCCAUCCUGAAGUCCGACGACUCGUUGCCGAAGGUUGCCAAGAUCCAGCCGUUCUCCCAGAACUCAGUGGACAGCGCCGAGAAGAGGAGCAGAAGCCGGAGGACGGCGGCGACCGAGUCCGGCACCGAGUCCGGCACCGAGUCCGACUCCGACUCCGACUCGAGCCGAAGCGGACGCAGAUUCUGCGAGAACGGCGGCGGAGUGGUCUGCAUGUUGUACAAGGCCAUCCAGGGCGAACCCCUGGCCACCUCGGCGGCGGAGCGCCGUGACGAGUCCGCGACGUUGGAGUAUCGCCAGAGGACGCCGCCCCAGGAGAAGCCGGAGUACACCGGGCCGCCGACGCCGUGUCCGGCCAAGGUCGAGUACGCGACGCCGGUGUUCGCGAAGAACUACCAAGGCGUUUGGCGAUACGUCGUGCAGAUCCCCUACGAGGGGUACUUCACGCAGACCAUCGAAGUCACGAGAUGCACGCAAUCGAGGUGCCACUACCUGGACGGGGGUUGCCUCUCCUCGCCAAGGUGGACGAGUCUGCUCGUGGCCGAAAUAUUCUACCCCGACACGUUUCUGGAGGAGAGCCAAGAUCCCCGGAACCCGAGGCCGCGAGAUCCCGUCACCGUCUCGCCGCCUCCCGUUCACGAUUUCCAGAACUACCAGCAGUAUCUGCAGAAACGCGCCGGCGAGAGCGAGGGCCGCAGCAGCGGAGGGUCCCAGCAACAUUGCGACGGGGUCGACGAAAUGGGCUGCUUCCAGGUUCGCCUCUACUACGACUGGUUCCUCGUCCCUGGCAGCUGCAAGUGUUGGCGACCCGAUUACUUCAGCCGUUACGUUCGCCGCACCAGUUCCGGCGCAGCAACGUUCCAGCGAGGCCAGCGAGCUGUACCGAACCCACCCAAAAUGCAGUUUUCCUUCAAAUUGAUACGGUUCUUACUAAUAUCGGCAAUAUUUUAUAUCGGUCGCUGCUCGGAAGAUGAGGAAAGAUUGGUGCGAGAUCUUUUCAGAGGAUACAAUAAACUGAUUAGACCCGUCCAGAACAUGACGGAAAAGGUCGAUGUCAGGUUUGGCCUUGCAUUCGUGCAACUUAUUAACGUGAACGAGAAGAAUCAGAUUAUGAAGUCGAAUGUCUGGUUGAGAUUCGUUUGGACGGAUUACCAAUUACAGUGGGACGAAUCGGACUACGGUGGUAUCGGAGUUCUUCGAUUACCACCCGACAAAGUCUGGAAACCUGACAUAGUGUUGUUCAAUAAUGCCGACGGUAACUACGAAGUAAGAUACAAGAGUAACGUUUUGAUAUAUCCAAACGGUGAAGUCUUAUGGGUACCACCGGCAAUUUAUCAGAGUUCGUGUACCAUCGACGUCACGUAUUUUCCCUUUGACCAACAAACGUGUAUCAUGAAAUUUGGAUCGUGGACAUUUAACGGAGAUCAAGUUUCCUUGGCCUUGUAUAACGACAAAAAUUUCGUCGAUCUAUCGGAUUACUGGAAGAGCGGCACAUGGGAUAUUAUCAGCGUACCCGCGUACUUGAACAUUUAUCAAGGCGAUUUUCCCACCGAAACAGAUAUUACGUUCUACAUCAUAAUUCGCAGGAAAACGUUGUUCUAUACGGUGAAUCUGAUCUUGCCGACGGUAUUGAUAUCCUUCCUGUGCGUAUUGGUCUUCUACUUGCCUGCCGAAGCCGGAGAAAAGGUUACCCUGGGCAUAAGCAUUCUUCUGUCGUUGGUCGUGUUUCUGCUGCUAGUCAGUAAAAUAUUACCUCCUACUUCUUUGGUAUUACCUUUGAUCGCUAAAUAUCUGUUGUUCACAUUCAUUAUGAACACGGUCAGCAUCUUGGUGACGGUAGUGAUCAUAAAUUGGAACUUCCGAGGACCCAGAACGCACAGAAUGCCACAAACCAUCAGAAAACUCUUCCUGAAAUAUCUGCCAACGAUACUGUGUAUGCAAAGACCAAAAAAGACCAGAUUGAGAUGGAUGAUGGAAAUACCUAACGUCGCUUUACCUUCGUCGACGUAUUCUGGAAGUCCCACGGAGUUACCCAAGCACGUAACGACGUCACUGGCCAAAACUAAAAUGGAAGUAAUGGAGCUUUCGGAUCUGCACCAUCCUAACUGCAAGAUAAAUCGUAAAAUGCAUCACACCACCAGCAGUUCCAGUGCCACGGCUGGCACCGAUGCUUUAGGAGAUCGCAGAGGAUCGGAGAGCUCCGAUUCGGUGCUUCUUAGCCCCGAAGCCAGCAAGGCCACCGAAGCCGUAGAAUUUAUAGCCGAACAUCUCAGAAACGAAGAUCUCUAUAUACAGACUCGAGAAGACUGGAAGUACGUCGCAAUGGUGAUAGAUCGUCUACAGUUAUACAUCUUCUUCUUCGUAACGACCACUGGAACCAUCGGCAUUCUAAUGGACGCGCCUCACAUUUUUGAAUACGUUGAUCAGGAUCGCAUCAUCGAGAUCUAUCGAGGAAAGUAA
Molecule: messenger RNA, 2868 nt
Organism: Orussus abietinus
Lineage: Eukaryota; Metazoa; Arthropoda; Insecta; Hymenoptera; Orussidae
Gene: nAChRbeta1
Product: acetylcholine receptor subunit beta-like 1
Exons: 13
Coding region: 55-2868 (937 amino acids)
Biological process (GO): signal transduction; chemical synaptic transmission; regulation of membrane potential
Cellular component (GO): synapse; postsynaptic membrane; neuron projection
Molecular function (GO): acetylcholine-gated monoatomic cation-selective channel activity; transmembrane signaling receptor activity
Source: RefSeq, a predicted model, not a curated record